CUCCAUCUCAAAAAAAAAAAAAAAUCUAUAAAAUUGCUAUUUAUUUUCCUUUUCAUUUUCUGCCUUUGAAGGAGCUUCCAUAGUAACGUGUCCUUCCAGUCGCCUAGCCUGAAGGGAGGCCCCAGAGCUCCAGCUUCAAGGCUCGGCUCUCCCAGAUGCAAGUAUCAUUAGACUCUCGUUGGUUACCGCCGAGCCCCUUGUAACCCUGGCAACACUGCCCGCCCGCGAAUCGUCGCGCUACGAUUGGUCCAUGGCGCUAAAGCCUGAAAGUGAAUUCCUCAGACAUUGGCCCGAGUCACUGCGAUGCUGACACCGUGGUUGGCCCGUCUUUGGAAAAAGAUCUGGGAAUGAUUGUCUAGCCUCAAGCCUCAACUUACUUGAAGCUUGAGAGACUCAAAGCCUCAUGGACAGCUGCCCUGCAAAGAAAGUAUUUUGACCUUGGCAUUUGGACAUCUCCCAUCUCCCCCAUGGCCCUGACAAUGCUGAAUGGGCUCCUAAUUAAGGACUCGAGCCCACCUAUGCUGCUGCACCAGGUUAAUAAGACUGCCCAGUUAGAUACCUUCAACUACCAGAGCUGCUUUAUGCAGAGUAUCUUUGACCAUUUCCCUGAGAUCUUAUUUAUCCACCGGACCUAUAACCCAAGGGGUAAGGUCUUAUAUACCUUCCUGGUGGAUGGACCUCGGGUGCAACUGGAGGGUCAUCUUGCCCGAGCAGUCUACUUUGCCAUCCCUGCCAAGGAGGACACUGAAGGCCUGGCCCAGAUGUUUCAGGUAUUCAAGAAGUUUAACCCAGCAUGGGAGAGAGUCUGUACCAUCCUGGUGGAUCCCCAUUUCCUUCCACUGCCCACCCUAGCCAUGGAGUUCCCCGUAGCUGAGGUCCUGCUCUCAGCCUUCCACAUUUGUAAGUUCCUCCAGGCCAAGUUCUAUCAGCUGUCCCUUGAACGACCCAUGGAAAGGCUGCUUCUGACCUCCCUGCAGAGCACAAUGUGCUCAGCCACAGCAGGCAACCUGAGAAAGUUGUACACACUCCUGAGCAACUGCAUCCCCCCAGCCAAGCUGCCCGAGCUUCACUCACACUGGCUGCUCAACGACCGCAUCUGGCUGGCUCACCGCUGGAGAAGCCGAGCUGAGAGCAGCCGCUACUUCCAGAGCCUUGAGGUCACCACCCGCAUCCUCAGCCAAUUCUUUGGCACCACCCCAUCUGAGAAACAAGGUAUGGCUUCUCUGUUCCGUUACAUGCAGCAGAACUCUGCAGACAUGGCAAACUUCAACCAGGGCCUGUGUGCCCAGAACAAUCAUGCCCCCUCAGACACCAUCCCCGAAAGCCCCAAAGUGGAGCAGCUGGUAGAAUCCCAUAUCCAGCACUCCCUUAAUGCCAUCUGCACAGGGCCAGCAGCCCAACUCUGCCUGGGCGAGCUUGCUGUGGUCCAGAAAUCCACACACCUCAUUGGCUCUGGCUCAGAAAAGAUGAACAUACAGAUCCUGGAAGAUACCCACAAGGUGCAGCCCCAGCCCCCUGCCAGCUGCAGCUGCUACUUUAACCAGGCCUUCCACCUGCCCUGCCGCCACAUCCUAGCCAUGCUCAGCGCCCGCCGCCAGGUGCUCCAGCCCGACAUGCUGCCGGCUCAGUGGACAGCAGGCUGUGCCACCAGUCUAGACAGCAUCCUGGGCAGCAAGUGGAGUGAGACCCUGGAUAAGCACCUGGCAGUGACUCACCUCACUGAGGAGGUGGGUCAGCUGUUGCAGCACUGCAGCAAGGAGGAGUUUGAGCGGAGGUACAGCACCCUGCGGGAACUGGCUGACAGCUGGAUUGGGCCUUAUGAGCAGGUCCAACUCUGAUUAUUCUCGAUGCCCAGAGAUGCUCAUGCACCUGUACACACUGCACACUCACAUCCACCCGUACACACACACACACACACUCUCUCUCACACUUACACUGUUGUAUUUCCAUGGGCCCUCCCUCCAGAAUAAGGACAAGGUUCAAGGGUCUUCUCAUCUACCAUGGCCUGCUACCUAGCAUGUGUCUAGCUCAGUGAGACAGGAGUCAGCAGAUCUUAUCUGUUUAGUUUACUCAGGUGGCCACAUACAGUCUCUAUUGUAUAUUCUUGGUUUUGUUUUAACAUUUUCAUAAGGUAAAAAACAUUCUUAGCUCAAAGGUCUUAUAAAAACAGGCAAUCCAGCUGGGCGUGGUGGCUCACGCCUGUAAUCCCAGCACUUCGGGAGGCUGAGGUGGACAGAUCCCUUGAGGUCAGGAGUUCAAGACCAGCCUGGCCAACAUAGUGAAACCCCGUCUCUACUAAAAAUACAGAAAUUAGCCAGGCAUGGUGGCGGGCACCUAUAAUCCCAGCUACCCAGGAGACGGAGGCAGGAGAAUCGCUUGAACCUGGGAGGUAGAGGUUGCAGUAGGCCAAGAUCCUGCUGCCACUGCACUCCAGCCUGGGAGGGAGAGACUCCAUCUAAAAAUAAAAUAACGGCAACCCCUGGUCUAAGAUAAGAGAUAAAACAUCAGGUUGAGGUUUGGGGCGUGGUAGCAAUUGCCCUAGUCAUGAGAUGACUCACUUAACCCAUCUCCUUUGAGUGAACUGGGCUGGGAGGCUUCCUACAGGGGAAGAGGCCCCUCUGGGGAGGAGCUGGCUCAGCCAGGCUCCCUGAACUUCUUUCCUUGUCCUAUCCUGGGGUCAAUAAAACUGAAUGCUGCAUAUUCUA
Chlorocebus sabaeus (green monkey) is the source of this 2705-nucleotide messenger RNA. Lineage: Eukaryota; Metazoa; Chordata; Mammalia; Primates; Cercopithecidae. The record is from RefSeq and is a predicted model, not a curated record.